AUGGCCAUGGGUUGGUCGGGACUUACCUCAGACGUCUUGUCGUUGGUUUACAAUCGCUUGAGCUUCGCAGAUUUUGCUCGAGCCAAGACCGUUUGCUCAUCGUGGUACUCUGUUUCGAGAUCAUCCUCGCCUAGAAAAAUCAAUGUACCGUGGUUGAUUUUCAAACAAGACAGGAACUGGAAGCUGUUUGAUCCGGAAGAAGGUAAGUUUUACACAACGCAGAUUAGCCGCUUAGGUUUUGCAGACUGUAGUAGCGUAGCGACUUGUGGGAACUGGGUCUUGGUCACAGACAAUAUAUAUUUAUACAUGGUAAACCCCUUCACGUUAGAGAUUAUCAUUGACCUCCCACCUCUGAAACCAUACGGGAAAUUUAAGAUACUCGACAACUGUCCGAUCCACUUUAAUUACGGCCUUGCAUCAAGACAGUCGGCAGAAGUGAAGAGUGCGGUUUUGUGGGUAGACGAAAGAACCAAAGACUACUUAGUUGUGUGGUGGUCUAGGGGUAGUGACUGCAUACGCUUUUGCGUGAAAGGAGACGAGGAGUGGACUAUAACACCCGGUGAUUAUCGGUAUGUGGAUCAUAUGGUCUACAAAGACAAGAAGGUUUACAUACUUACGGCCUAUGGUCGUGGAAUCAGGAUCUUGGACUUUUCUCAAGACUUUCCAAGAGAGGUCUUCAAUCAUCCAUACCUCAAUCGAGGUUUCAGGUUCGGGAGUUGGGACGAUAGGCCGAAAAUGAGACUAACCACGUCCGGAGAUGUUCUGAUGAUCUGCCGCGUGCCUCAAUCUCAUAAAAAAUUCCAGUUAAAAGUCUACAAGAUGAAUAGCACUAAUGAGGAUUGGGAGAUUGUAAAUUCCUUGGAUGAGGUGGAGGCGCUGGCUUGGGAUUUCUGUGACUAUUAUUGGGAUUGCUGUGACUACUUUUGGGAUUAUGAAUCGUCUUUUCUGAAAGCCAGUACUUAUGAGAUUCUUACGCAGAAGAUUCAACGUUUAAGAGACAUGGUUGGAGUUAGCGAUGAACGGUGGUUCCUUCCUUGUUUUUAG
Arabis nemorensis is the source of this 1044-nucleotide messenger RNA. NCBI's taxonomy places the organism in Eukaryota, Viridiplantae, Streptophyta, Magnoliopsida, Brassicales, Brassicaceae. The record is from the annotation of a GenBank genome assembly.